UUAUGAUCUUCCCAAUCCUGUUUGGAGCUGUGUAUGGAACACAGAUGACAGGAACUUUUUCUAUGCUGGACAAGCUAAUGGUAAUGUGAUGGAGUUUGACAUUCGGAACACCUCGGAACAUGUCCAGGAACUCAACACAGAGGGCAUGAGGUCACCUGUCGUCUCCCUACAGUACAUUCCAAAAGACAUCCAAGCUAGCUUCAGACCUGGUGGAUUAGUGGUUGGACAGCUGAACAAGAUAAGCUUCUACGAGAAGAAACCAGACAACCAGUACAGGCUACAUAUGCUACCAUUAGAGGGUAACUUGACCAGUCUCUGUUUUGAGAAUCACACGAGGCACCUGUUGGCCAGCUUCAGACCAACAUCCAAACAUCCUACAGUUAGACAUCAGCUAUGUGAGAUGACCUGUGUGAACCUCAGCGCUGAUCCCACUGUCAUUGACAAUGGCUGUAGUUGUCAUGUGAUACAGACAUUCCACGGCAGCCAGACACAGACGGUACUGACACGGACACUCCUAAUGACUCACCCAGCGGACGACAGUAGAAUGUUAAUCUGUGCUGGAGUCGAAACAAUCUCGGGGGUCCAUAUUUGGGACACCUCGUCUGGACAGCUCGUUCAGCGGUUACCAGCUGGUGGUAUUGUGGUGGACACUUGUGCCAUGUCAAUCAACCAGCAAACGUAUCUAGCUGCACUGACUGAGAAAAACCUUAAAGUUCAUCGCUGGUGCUGAUUCCCUAGAAAUACCUCAACCAAUUUUUGAAUUGGAUCUUUUGAUCCAAGGUUUAAAAAUCACAGCCUCUCUUCUGUGUGUCAGAGCAGACAGAGGGUUGUUUUUCGUACCGAGUGUAGUGAAGAACAAUAACUCUAACACGGAACUGUGAUAUUAACAGCCAGUUUAACAAGUUGAUGGUCCCAGAAGUGUUCAUUGUACCUUGUCUUUCAGUAUAAGAGUAUGAGUGACUGUGCAUGUACAUGUACUGGUAGUAGUAUGUUAUGUUUAAUCUUGUAGUCAAAAAAAAAAAAUACAUGCCCCAAGACAAAGAAAAUAAAGAAGAUUGUGUUCAAAAUA
Messenger RNA from Saccostrea cuccullata (small rock oyster), 1069 nucleotides. Its product is annotated as E3 ubiquitin-protein ligase RFWD3-like. The record is from RefSeq and is a predicted model, not a curated record. Gene Ontology annotation, cellular component: nucleus. NCBI's taxonomy places the organism in Eukaryota, Metazoa, Mollusca, Bivalvia, Ostreida, Ostreidae. Gene Ontology annotation, biological process: protein ubiquitination; interstrand cross-link repair. The transcript has 5 exons. The annotation marks the transcript as partial. Gene Ontology annotation, molecular function: protein binding; ubiquitin-protein transferase activity.